Molecule: messenger RNA, 1959 nt
Organism: Owenia fusiformis
Lineage: Eukaryota; Metazoa; Annelida; Polychaeta; Sabellida; Oweniidae
Source: the annotation of a GenBank genome assembly
CUAACAUUGCCAAUAAAUAUUUUGAAGCAACACGGAAGAACGCAAACACCUUUGAGACAGACUCUGAGUGAUAGAGGCCUAUCAAACUGAAUAAAAAUCUAAAAAGUGUGUUAAAUACCAAACAUGGGUUUAGUUGUGACAUUUAUUAGCUGGUGUUGGCCGGCCAUUUUACUUAUGGUUAUUAUGAAAUUAUGGACGAUUUACAACGAUAGUAAGAUGGACCAAACAAGCCCCCUCCCCCUACCACGGGGAUCUUACGGCCUACCGAUAAUUGGAGAGACGAUCGCCUUUGUGACACAAUUUUUGUUUGACGAAACACGUCUCCAAAAAUAUGGGAAUGUAUUCAAAACCCACGUGCUGGGAGAGCCAACAAUUAUAUGCAUGGGGCCAGAAAAUGUUCGCAAAGUUCUCUCUGGUGAACAUCGUGUCGUCACUUCAAGCUGGCCGUCUGCUAUAAAAAGACUCUUCGGUGAAGGCGCAUUAUCUCAGAGCUUUGGCGGCAUUCAUCGUAAAAGACAGAAGCUCGUUCGAAAAGCAUUUACCCAUGAUGCACUGAAGAGUUACGUCACGCCAAUUCGAGAUCUCGUGAGGAAACACGUGACCUACUGGUGCGAUGGAGAAAACGAAGUACAGGCGAAGUCAAAAUUGAAGAGCAUGUUGCUCGAAAUAGCAUGUAAAGUUGUGCUGGGAUUAGAAUACGAAAAGAGUGAUUAUUCAAAAAUUGUAGAAACGUACGAAACCUUCUCCAAUGGAUUCUUCGCACCACCGAUCAACAUACCCGGGAGUGUGUUUUACAAGGCGAUGCAAGCCCGGAAAACACUUCAUAAAUAUGCCCAAGAGAGUAUGGACAGAAAGACAAACGAUGACAGGAUAGACGCCUUGCAAUAUAUCCAGUCGUCUAUCGGGGAAAAUGGAGAAGCAUUGAGCGAAGAGGAAAUCCGUGAAUCGGUCAUCGAACUGAUGUUUUCUGGCCAUGAAACAACAGCUAGCGCUUGUACCUCUGUCGUAAUGCUUCUCGCGAGACAUCCUGAUGUAAUUGGGAAGAUUCGUGAUGAACUUGAUAGAUAUGGGAUGUUCGAGGAAGAUGGAUAUGAUGUAGACCUAGACGAUAUUAAUCGGUUACAAUACGUAGGACAAGUGAUGAAAGAGGUCUUGAGAUUGGCACCACCAACUGGAGGUGGCUUUCGAAAGGUUUUAGAGACAUUUGAACUUGAGGGUUGUCAAAUACCAAAAGGAUGGACCAUCAUAUACAACAUCAGUAACACACAUCGUUUAUCAAACCAUUUUGACAAUAUUUCCGACUUUGACCCCGACAGAUGGCACCCCGAUAGCAUGACCAAAAAUCAGUCAUUUCAUUACUUGCCAUUUGGGGGCGGCGCUCGAUCUUGCGUAGGAAAAGAGUUCGCAAAACUACUAAUCAAAAUCCUGAUUGUAGAAAUGGCGAGAUCCUGUUCAUGGACAGUUAAACAAUUAUAUCCAAGAAUGUCAAGGUUACCCGUCCUGAAUCCCGUCGAUGGACUACCAACGUCAUUUAAACGUUACGGAAAAGAAAAACAGGGGGUGUGCUGCCAAGACGGAAUAGCGCUCUUAAAAGAAGAGAACCUACGAGGAAUUUGAAUGUGUUAAUACAUAGACAGAUAUGCCUCCGGAUAUGGUUCCACCAGGGACAUUAUGUUGGGAAAUAUAUGUAAAUUAUAAACACGACCAAAGCUGAGACGUUAACAUUCCAGAUCAUUCUAGUCUAACACACAGGCAUUAGUACUUGACAAACAAAAGUAUUUUAAUUAUUUUAUCGGUCCAACGUAUUUGCCAAAUUAUAACAUAAUUUGAAGCAAUCCUGGAACUGUGUGUUAGAUUAGAAUGUUAUUUCAGAAGAACAACCAGUCAUUAAUUCAUAAAAUGAGUAUACCGGUGCUUUAUUUAUAUUAUUAGAUAUAUAUUAGAUAUAAUAGAUAAAUA